Messenger RNA from Tachysurus fulvidraco (yellow catfish), 3347 nucleotides. It is a transcript of the gene tcp11l1, whose product is annotated as t-complex 11, testis-specific-like 1. Gene Ontology annotation, biological process: signal transduction. The coding region runs from base 248 to 1765 and encodes 505 amino acids. The transcript is spliced from 10 exons. Lineage: Eukaryota; Metazoa; Chordata; Actinopteri; Siluriformes; Bagridae. The record is from RefSeq and is a predicted model, not a curated record.
GAGGCGGGGUUUGUCGGAAUACGGGUAGGAAAUGUUUAUUUGGGCAUCAGAUUAAUCGAGGAUCCAAAGCAAGCGUUCCGUAGGUGGUGGUGCGCAGCCGAAGACUUUAUUUUUAUCCUACAAGUGGCAGAACGCGACCUACUGAUCUCAGUACAGGGUUGACGCCUUUGAUUUUUUUUUAUCAUUAAAAGUCAGCAGAUCGGAGCUGAUCCCGGGUUUUGUCCAGUUCCCAGCUGGCUUGUGGAGGAUGCCAAAGGAACCAAAUGAACCAUCCAAUGAGGAGGGAAAGAAGGUCGACUCUAAAGGGUCAGAAGACUCCACAGUCCAGACAGAUGCAUCAGAAGAGCUGCUGCGAAAAAGAAUCCGAACGAACACGCCAAGUCCUCACCGACAGACUCCUCCGUCCAGCCCGUCUAAGUACGUCACCGUAGAGGAGCUGAUGGAGACGGCCAAAGGCGUGACUAACAUGGCGUUGGCUCAUGAGAUCGUAGUGAACGGCGGCUUUAAAAUCAAACCCCCCGAGCCUCCCGAGGGAAGUUUAGAGAAGCACGUUAAGGAAAUCGUGCACAAGGCAUUCUGGGAUUGUCUUGAAUCCCAGUUGAACGACGAUCCGCCCGUCUACGAGCACGCGAUCAAACUGGUCGGGGAAAUUAAAGAGACGCUGCUGUCCUUCCUGAUGCCGCACCAGACGCGUCUGAAAGGACAGAUCGAGGAGGCGCUGGACCUGUCACUCAUCCAGCAGCAGGCGGAGAACGGAGCAUUGAACAUCGGCAAGGUGGCUCAGUUCAUCAUCAACACCAUGGGCGCCUUCUGCGCGCCAUCUAGGGACGCAGAAGUCCGUAAGCUCCGGGAUAUCACGGACAUCGUCCUUCUUUUUAGGGCUAUUUUUGCAGUGUUGGACAAAAUGAAGAUUGACAUGGCCAACUUUGCUGUCAGCAGUCUCCGGCCUCACCUGCUGCAGCAUUCGGUGGAGUACGAGAGGAACAAGUUUCAGGAGUUACUCAACAAACAGCCUUCUGCUCUGGACUUCACUCAGAAAUGGCUGCAGGAGUCGGCGGACUCAGUGCUCCAAGGUGCUGAAGGUGGCGCUACAAGCUCGCCCGGGACCUCCUCACAGCUGCUGCUCAACGUGCACAACCAUGCUUAUUUACGACUGCUGCACUGGGAGCAACCCAUGGACACGUUCCCAGAGACGGUGCUGAUGGAUCGUGGCAGGUUUCUGGAGAUGCAGUUAGAGCUGGAGCGCCUGACGUUGGUGGCGUCUGUGCUGCUGAUCGUGUAUAACAGCGCGGGGGAGGCGAUCUCCGGGCUGCCAGGGCUCAUCGACACGCUGAAGAACACAGUCAGGAUCCUACUGGCUGACAUGCAUUCACCGUCUUUCAAAACAGACGAGACGUUCGUGGCUAUCGGGGAGAAGCUGUGUUUGGAGCUGGGGGAAUGUCUGACUCAGCACGGCUUCUCUCCUUUUCAACCAGACCGACAGAACGCUCUGAAAGGCCAGAUCGCAGCCGUCAAGUCCCAAGAUAACCCCAUCCGUAAACUUGUCGAUUCUCGGAUUCAGUCCUUCCUCCUGGGCAUCUUGGAAACGGGUCCUCACAGGAGCCCACCAGCUGUUCCCGGAGGUCUGGUUCCCAUCAGUAAAGAGCUGGAGGAAAUCGGGAUUAAACUGAGCCACCUGGUGAACUUCAACAAGCUUGUUUACUCGCCGUUCUACCAGAAACUCCUACAGGACGUGGUUCAGGCCGGAGGAAGCGCAGCCACUUAGGCAGUGGCGACCAAAAUGGACGAGGAAAACAAACCAGGCAGCCUUCCAUAGGGUCCUAGGAACGACCGAGUUAAUGGAUUUGCAGAUUUUUCUCCCCAAAACUCACCUGCUGUCAAUGCUAGCAAAGAAUUUCUACCACUGAUUAUAUAUUGAUUUAUGAUGUAUUUCUUGCCGUUAUAUCAUCACCGAUCAGUCAGUCGAGCUUCAAGGAUUUGUAUUUGGGGGAAAAAAAGUAUACACUUCUAACUUAUUUUGCAUUCUUGCUUUUUGUUCUGUGCCAGGUGAAGGUGUGGAGGGUGGGUAGUGUUUUUAAUGUAUAAAUGGCAUUAGGAGAUCAUAAUAAAUCCAUUUCUGUUAUUAAAAAGUCAACGACCAACGUCUGUCCUGAGAUAUCACGUAGCGUCGGACAGACGCGCGAAUGUUUCGACGUAGAAAAGCAACCGGGAAACCGAGAAAAUGCUAGAUGUUUUUUCAUAGCCACUAAUCGCUGAACCCGUAGCAGCCAUCAUACAUAUAAUCAAACGAAAUUGUGAUUACAGGGAACCAAGAAGGCAGAGGAAUAUUGCUAAGUAUUACAUAUACAUAUUAAAUAUAACCUUUUAGAGUCUCUGCUGUUGUGUGGAUUCUACAAAAACCUAAAGAUAAAUCUGAGCUCCAUAAUAUAGUAAGUCUAAGGUGUUAAGUUGCAAAAUUCAUGACCAGGAUUUUAGUAUCUCAUGAACUCCGUAAUAAUUUGUGGCUCCAUUACAAAACAGCAGCUGACUAAAGGAGAAUCUGUCUGUCUGUCUAUCUAUCUAUCUAUCUGGGUUGUUUAUUAAGCCCCUCACACACACACACACUAGUUACAACAGUUUCAGUGGUACAUUAUUAGAUUCUUAAUCAAACUCACCCACAUGACAUCCUUGUGUAUGACCCGAGAAAGCUGCCUUCUUUCUAAUAUUAUUAAUAUAUUGUUUUGAGUGUGUGAAGGUGUACAGAAUCUGAUUGGUGCCUUACUCAGUGGAGGGCUGGUCUUGGUUAAAUGUGCCCUGCUCUCUUUCCCUGUUUAGCUUUUUUUUUUUCCCCCCCCAUGAUGGUUGUAAAUGUUCCAUGUUUCCAAAAAAAAAGUGACCCUUGUAAUCUUUUUAAACUGCUUCAUUUUCCUUUUCCGGGAACAUUUUUCCGCAUGUUUUACAAAGAGAUGGUUUUCACAUUGCGCUUUGUGUGUUUGUCCUACACUGUUACGAUGCAGUAUUUAAAGCGAGAGAAUUCUUCUUUAACAACUCUAACCAUAGAAAACGGUCUUCAACACGCGUUCGACGCUCGUCUCUUUGUGAUGUUAAUUCUGUCUCAGAGUAAUUCGGAUUCAGUAGAAUUUAAGACAGGGCCAAGACGUUAAAGGCGAUGGUGUAUUUUAACUGUUCCUGUAGCAUCAUUUUACCAAACCGUGUUCACGAGACACCUUUUGCAACAAACGCCGAGUCUAUUCGCAGUUGCAUGCUGUAUAGAUGUUUCUGCUUCUCAUCACUGUGUGCCAUAAACGUGUCAGAAAUUCACAUCUUUAACCCAAUAGCUUUCCUUUAAUAAACAGGACUGCAACCAA